UCGUCAUAACAUAGACGGCGAGCGCUUUCAAACAACUGACCUUGAUGAAUAAACUUGUGUUGAGUUUUUAAAUAGAGGACUGUAGUGACGUCACGGCGACGUCCCAGUUCUCUUCGCUGCUGUCUCAUUGACUCCUUUCCUUCCCCUCGUCUCCUCUUGUUGACUCUCUGCAGAAAACAAGUGGCAGCGAGGAAGAAGGGCGGGGAAGCUAAAUAGAACGCGGCCAUCGUCAAAGCCCCCCCAGUGCCUGUAGCUCACCGCCACUGUUUUGUCACCCUCUCAUCCACACUUUCUCCCCGCUCUUAGCGGAUAUUCGCGGACUGUUUCCCCUUCAAAUACUGCCAGCAGGACCGUUGAAACAUGAGCGUUGAGGCGUACGGGCCGAGCUCCCAGACUCUUACCUUCCUGGAUACCGAGGAAGCGGAGCUGCUCGGAGCAGACACUCAGGGCUCCGAGUUCGACUUCACCGAUUUCACCCUGCCGAGCCAGACCCAAGGCCAGACCCAGAGCCAGCUCGACAGCCAGGUUCGUAGUAACGGUCCUGGAGGCGUGUUGCAAAAUGGAGACGACCCUGUGGUUAAAGCCAGUCAGUUGCUGGCAGAGUUAAACUUCGAGGAGGAUGAGGAGGACACCUACUACACGAAGGACCUCCCCGUUCAUGCCUGCAGUUACUGUGGGAUUCAUGAUCCUGCCUGCGUUGUGUACUGCAACACCAGCAAGAAGUGGUUCUGCAAUGGCCGUGGAAACACCUCUGGCAGUCACAUUGUGAACCAUCUGGUGAGGGCAAAGUCUAAGGAGGUGACCCUGCAUAAAGACGGCCCUCUGGGGGAAACUGUGCUGGAGUGUUACAACUGCGGCUGUCGCAAUGUCUUCCUGCUGGGCUUCAUCCCUGCGAAGGCUGACUCGGUCGUGGUGCUUCUGUGCAGACAGCCAUGUGCCAGUCAGAGCAGCCUGAAAGACAUCAACUGGGACAGUUCCCAGUGGCAGCCUCUCAUUCAGGACCGCUGCUUCCUGUCUUGGUUGGUGAAAAUCCCCUCAGAGCAGGAACAGCUCAGGGCCCGUCAGAUCACGGCCCAGCAGAUCUACAAGCUGGAGGAGCUCUGGAAGGACAAUCCCAGUGCAGCCUUGGAAGACCUGGAGAAGCCGGGCGUUGAUGAGGAGCCUCAACACGUUCUGCUGCGCUAUGAGGAUGCCUACCAGUACCAGAACAUCUUUGGUCCUCUUGUCAAGCUGGAGGCUGACUAUGAUAAGAAGCUUAAAGAGUCACAGACUCAAGACAACAUUACAGUCAGAUGGGACCUGGGCUUGAAUAAAAAGAGGAUUGCUUAUUUCAGUCUGCCUAAGACGGACUCAGAUAUGCGACUGAUGCAAGGAGAUGAAAUCUGCCUGAGGUACAAAGGGGAUCUGGCUCCUAUGUGGAAAGGCAUUGGACAUGUCAUCAAAGUCCCUGACAACUACGGUGAUGAGAUCGCCAUCGAACUGAGGAGCAGUGCUGGCGCUCCAGUGGAGAUCCCACACAACUUUCAAGUGGACUUUGUGUGGAAGUCCACAUCCUUUGACAGGAUGCAGAGUUCCCUGAAGACAUUUGCUGUGGAUGAAACUUCCGUGUCUGGUUACAUCUACCACAAACUGCUGGGCCACGAGGUGGAGGACGUGAUCAUCAAGUGUCAGCUGCCCAAACGCUUCACUGCGCAAGGACUGCCUGACCUCAACCACUCCCAAGUGUAUGCCGUAAAGACGGUGCUGCAGCGGCCCCUCAGCCUGAUCCAAGGUCCCCCUGGCACUGGAAAGACGGUGACCUCUGCCACCAUCGUGUACCACCUGGCUCGACAGGGCAGUGGACCAGUUCUGGUGUGUGCGCCCAGUAACAUUGCUGUGGACCAGUUGACAGAGAAGAUCCACCAGACUGGACUCAAAGUGGUGAGGCUGUGUGCCAAGAGCAGGGAAGCCAUCGACUCACCGGUCUCAUUCCUGGCUCUGCACAACCAGACCCGUAACAUGGACAGUAUGCCAGAACUUCAGAAACUUCAACAGCUGAAAGACGAGACCGGAGAGUUGUCGUCCUCGGAUGAGAAACGUUACAGGGAUCUGCGACGCACCGCUGAAAGGGAGCUGUUGAUGAAUGCCGACGUAAUCUGCUGUACUUGUGUUGGGGCCGGCGACCCUCGUCUGGCUAAGAUGCAGUUCAGAUCGAUCCUGAUCGAUGAGAGCACGCAGGCAACUGAGCCCGAGUGCAUGGUACCUGUGGUCCUUGGAGCUAAGCAGUUGAUUUUGGUGGGUGACCACUGCCAGCUGGGCCCAGUGGUGAUGUGCAAGAAGGCAGCUAAAGCAGGACUGUCCCAGUCUCUCUUUGAGCGUCUGGUUGUUUUGGGGAUUCGACCAAUCCGUCUGCAGGUUCAAUAUCGCAUGCACCCGGCCCUCAGUGCCUUCCCCUCCAACAUCUUCUAUGAAGGCUCACUGCAGAACGGAGUCACUGCUGGUGACCGUGUGAAGAAGGGCUUUGACUUCCAGUGGCCACAGCCUGACAAGCCCAUGUUCUUUUAUGUCACUCAAGGCCAGGAAGAAAUCGCCAGCUCAGGAACAUCUUAUCUUAACAGAACUGAGGCAGCCAAUGUGGAGAAAAUAACAACACGGUUGCUGAAGGCUGGUGCCAAACCUGAUCAAAUUGGUAUCAUCACCCCUUAUGAGGGGCAGAGGUCCUACUUGGUCCAAUACAUGCAGUUCAGUGGCUCCCUUCACACCAAACUGUACCAGGAGGUGGAGAUUGCCAGUGUGGAUGCUUUCCAAGGCAGAGAGAAGGACUUUAUCAUCUUGUCCUGUGUGAGGGCCAACGAGCACCAGGGCAUCGGCUUCCUCAAUGACCCGCGUCGUCUUAACGUGGCGCUCACAAGAGCCAGAUAUGGCGUGAUCAUUGUGGGGAAUCCUAAAGCUCUGUCCAAGCAACCCCUGUGGAACCACUUGCUGAACAACUACAAGGAGCAGAAGGUGCUGGUGGAAGGACCGCUUAACAAUUUGCGCGAGAGCCUCAUGCAGUUCAGCAAGCCCCGCAAGCUGGUCAACACCAUCAACCCUGGAGGCCGAUUCAUGAGCACAGCCAUGUAUGACGCCAGGGAAGCCCUUAUUCCCGGAUCUGUUUAUGAUCGCAGCAGCAAUGGGCGUACAUCCAACAUGUACUUCCAGACCCACGACCAGAUUGGAAUGAUUGGUAGCGGCCCCAAUCCCAUGACUUCCCUAAACAUCCCCAUCCCCUUUAGCCUUGUCAUGCCCCCUAUGCCUCCUCCUGGUUACCUCGGACAGCUCAACGGCUCGACGGCAGGUCGUGGAGGCGGCAUGAAAGGAAAAGCUGGCGGAGGAGGCAACACUCGAGGUAGUCGCCAAAGAAACCGUGGCAACAACCACAGCAGAGGGGGCCAUAUGAGUGGCAGCCAGGCCAGCCAAGACUUGGGCUCGCAGCCCUUUUCCCAAGGGCCUCUGACCCAAGGCUACAUUAACAUGAGUCAGCCGUCACAAAUGAGCCAGCCGGGGCUCUCCCAGGCGGAGCUUUCCCAGGACAGUUACUUAGGAGAUGAAUUCAAGUCCCAAAUUGACGUGGCGCUAUCUCAAGACUCCACCUAUCAGGGGGAGCGAGCCUACCAGCAUGGUGUGACUGGACUGUCCCAGUACUAGACUACUGCUGAAAGGUGCUUGGCCUAUAUGAGCUCAGUUCAUCAGAGUUUAAAAUCUGGGUGAUAACAAAAAAACGAACAAAUAAGGAUACCCGUUUUCCACCGCUACACCACUGCGUGAAAGUAACAGGAGCGAGAAAACCAACCAAUCACAAGAGAGAAGAGCAGAGCGAGGGGGCGGCGUGCCAGGCUGACGGAGGAGCGAAGGCACUGCUUCCCUGCACGCGCCCAGGCGAGCCGAAGGAGCGAGCUGGCGUCUUUGGAAUCGGCGCUGCUGGAGGAACGAGACCCUUGGCGUCUUUGAGGAGGAAAGCUCCAAACCGGAGCGAGGGGUGUACCGUGUCAUCUGACCCUCACGUGCCCCUGAAUCCCUUUAGGGUCUCCAGGCCGUCUGGUCGCAGGGAAAGAUGGAGGUGGUCUCCACACGUCUGUCCUCCUAGCUAACUGCCCUACAGGAUGAGACACAGAGCGAGGGGGGGGCGACACACGGCUUGAAGCAACGUUUCCAACUGCCAAGUCUUUGGCUGUUCAAGAACUCUUUGUCAGUGGACAUGUGUGGGCCACAAAGCCACUGAUCAUUCACUCUUUCUCAGCGGUUAGUGGCAAGUUUCAAAAGAAAUGGUGAUGACACCAUCUCUCUGGAGGUGGUCUGCAAGGAACACGUGGAAUUAGCUCUUUGAAUAGCAAAAGUCAUGUUUUUGUCUCCCAACGUGUACGAGACCGUAUUUGUUCUUCUAAAUAUAUCCGUAGUACAACCAGGAGAACUCGGGGUGGUGAUAAAGAGUAACUUGCGCUCGUUUUGGUGAAAGCAUGAAGAUCCUCACAGCUUGCGAUUGCUAUGUAACAGAAUCGCACAGAGAUGCCUUGCCUAAUUAUUAGACCAUCUAAAGACACAGCUGCCCUGAAUUAAGCAGCACUGAUCAUUUUGUUUACAUGCUAGUAUGAAGAAGCUGAAAUUAUACUUUUAAUGCUAAAAUAUUAAUUUUACCCAUUAAUUUAACAUUUUAGUUGUAUCAUUUCCUAAUUCAUAGUUAUUUACUUUCCUUCUUGAAGAGUUCAUUGUUUGAGUGGUUCAACGUUAUGCUUGAUUUCUUCCUGACUUUUCCAAUUUACACUACCGUUCAAAAGUUUGGGGUCACAUUGAAAUGUCCUUAUUUUUUGAAGGAAAAGCACUGUACUUUUCAAUGAAGAUAACUAUAAACUAGUCUUAACUUGAAAGAAAUACACUCUAUACAUUGCUAAUGUGGUAAAUUACUAUUCUAGCUGCAAAUGUCGGGUUUUUGGUGCAUUAUCUACAUAGGUGUAUAGAGGCCCAUUUCCAGCAACUAUCACUCCAGUGUUCUAAUGGUACAAUGUGUUUGCUCAUUGGCUCAGAAGGCUAAUUGAUGAUUAGAAAACCCUUGUGCAAUCCUGUUCACACAUCUGAAAACAGUUUAGCUCGUUACCGAAGCUACAAAACUGACCUUCCUUUGAGCAGAUUGAGUUUCUGGAGCAUCACAUUUGUGGGGUCAAUUAAACACUCAAAAUGGCCAGAAAAAGAGAACUUUCAUCUGAAACUCGACAGUCUAUUCUUGUUCUUAGAAAUGAAGGCUAUUCCACAAAAUUGUUUGGGUGACCCCAAACUUUUGAACGGUAGUGUAGGUCUAAAAAAGUAUUUGUUUUCUCGCGUAGAAUUAGCAGAUUUUCUCGUGGGGUUUUAUUUUGCACGCGCAUGUGUUGACUCAAGUGUAGUUCUGUAGGCUGCUCAAGUUCUGUCUGUCCCGAUCCUUUAACAGAUCAGAAUCUUUUGCUCACCUUGGUGGUUGUGUUUCGACCUGUGGUUGCUCAUCUUCUUUCCUGUACCUUGAUUUAUUUUUACAUGCGGCUCAUUCAAGUGUCGGUGUUUCCAUUGUCGCCUGGAAAUACUCGUGUUGCUGCGUCUAAACCGAUCUUUUAGCAACAUAUCCGCUGAGCAUGUUGUAUGGUGGAAACAUUCAACUACCCUGUGAAAGCUUAUGUUGCGAUUUCAUUGAGCUCAUUCGUUUUUUGACCCUGUAUAUUUGCCUGACAUUACACAUUAUUGCGAUUCUUUUCCAAUAAUGGAUUGUGAUUGUUCUGAUUGUGCUCACAAACUUAUAAUUAUUACAACAUUAAAAGUUGUUUAUUUUUUGGUCCUCUA
Messenger RNA from Entelurus aequoreus (snake pipefish), 5823 nucleotides. RefSeq names its product regulator of nonsense transcripts 1-like. Bases 361 to 3666 code for a protein of 1101 amino acids. Lineage: Eukaryota; Metazoa; Chordata; Actinopteri; Syngnathiformes; Syngnathidae. Gene Ontology annotation, biological process: nuclear-transcribed mRNA catabolic process, nonsense-mediated decay. The record is from RefSeq and is a predicted model, not a curated record. Gene Ontology annotation, cellular component: cytoplasm. The transcript is spliced from 24 exons. Gene Ontology annotation, molecular function: RNA helicase activity; RNA binding; ATP binding.